Molecule: messenger RNA, 3809 nt
Organism: Cyprinus carpio (common carp)
Lineage: Eukaryota; Metazoa; Chordata; Actinopteri; Cypriniformes; Cyprinidae
Product: dopamine receptor D4-like
Biological process (GO): adenylate cyclase-activating adrenergic receptor signaling pathway; adenylate cyclase-inhibiting dopamine receptor signaling pathway
Cellular component (GO): plasma membrane
Molecular function (GO): dopamine neurotransmitter receptor activity, coupled via Gi/Go; G protein-coupled receptor activity
Source: RefSeq, a predicted model, not a curated record
AAAAAGUAAAAAGAGAAGAAAAAGAAAGAGUGAUAGACAGGUGUAAAGAGAGCCUGUGAGAGACAGAAGAAAAGAAACACAUAAAUAGAAAAGGAGUCACAAGGUAAGAAGGAGGGGAGAGAGAGGUGAGAAAGAGAGAGCGAGUAACAGAAGAGAGCAUGUGGCGCGCAGACAGAGGAGUGGAGAGAAUGAGAGCGCUCUCUCACCCCAUCUUCACAGACAGCAGCUAAUGAACUAAGAGAGCGAGAGACGACACGUAUAAAACUAGAGAUCUGCUACCUGAGGAAACUUUCUGACACCUACAAGACACCUGUCAGAGACCAUUAUUGGGUUACACACAGAUAAAAAAAAAAGCCCAGCUGGAAGAUGCACUUCUGUCAUGGAGAAUAACGUAAAUGCUGAGACAAUGGGAGACUGAUAGGACACUCUUUUGACCUCUGCGCUGACACCUUGCAGGAUGGAAAGACGGAAAUUGGAAUGGAAAAUUCUGCAUGGAAAUUUCUGAAAAUUUCUUGUGACAGUUUUCUGUCAGUUUUGAGCUUCGAGCUUCAGCUCUAUCAGAUCGCAUGAACGAAGUGCUAACUCUUUCAACAUGGUUGCUGUUGACGUAAAGAGUCAACUUUAUCCCACACACCUCCAAAAUGUGAUUACAACACUCUCAGACACCAGACAAGUCAACAUACUCUACAAAGCCCGAAAAUCCUGUCUGAUCGUGACCGUUUCAAGAUGUUGAAUCCGGGUUGGCAGCUGAAUUUCAGGGCACCAUGGUCAAUGUGACACCCAGUAUAGACCCCGCGGUGGCCCACGAGAGGUACAACUACCUCGCAUUGAUAUGCGGCGUGCCUCUCAUCCUCAUCAUCAUCUUGGGGAACGUCCUAGUGUGUCUCAGUGUGUUGACCGAACGUUCUCUUAAAACCGCAACUAACUACUUCAUCGUCAGUUUGGCUGUGGCUGACCUUCUUUUGGCUGUGCUGGUCCUCCCGCUCUACGUCUACUCUGAGUUCCUGGGGGGCAUGUGGACCCUGAGUAUGUACAUCUGUGAUGCCCUAAUGACUAUGGACGUGAUGCUCUGUACUGCCUCCAUUUUGAAUCUAUGUGCAAUUAGUGUGGACAGGUACAUUGCAGUAGUGGUCCCUCUGAAAUACAACAGGAACCAGUUUAGUGUUCGUCAGCUAGCCUUGAUCACAGCCACCUGGGUGCUUUCACUAGGUGUAGCCAGUCCUGUCAUAUUCGGCUUAAACCAGGUGCCCAACAGGGACCCUCAUGUGUGUAAGCUGGAGGACAACCAGUUUGUGGUCUAUUCCUCCAUCUGCUCCUUCUUUGUCCCGUGCCCUGUCAUGCUCCUCCUGUACUACUGGAUGUUCAGGGGACUAAAGCGAUGGAGCUCUGGCCGUAGCCGGUCGCACCUCCACCACUCAUCCAGAGGCCGUAGAAGCCUGUCUUUGCGCCUAGGAGCGGCUCUACAGAAGGAGAAGGGACGGGCGAGGGAGAAGGUGGUGUACCUCAUGCCUGCAAGUCUCAGUCCGACAUCUCUCACCGCUACCCCGACUACUCCAGUCUCCCCAGCUAGCCCGGUUACUCUUACCACAGAUGAGCUGGCAGAAGGUCAGAUGCCGGCAGCAGAGAGUGACCCCAUGACCACCCAGAUGGACAGUGCUUCGGAUGCAGAGAACCCUGAGCGUGCCACUGAAGAUGAGGGCGGACAGGAGAAUGGUGUAGGGAAGAACCAUCGCCCUCAUACGGGACGCCACCACAGCAAGAGCAACAGGGUGAGCGGACGAGAGCGGAAGGCAAUGAAGGUGCUGCCCGUGGUUGUGGGUGUGUUUCUGGCCUGUUGGACUCCUUUCUUCGUGGUCCAUGUGACAAAGGCGCUGUGUGAGUCAUGUGACAUCGGGCCGACGCUGAUCAGUGUGGUCACAUGGCUUGGUUACGUGAACAGCGCCGUCAACCCCAUCAUCUACACUGCCUUCAAUGUCGAGUUCAGGAACGUCUUUCACAAACUGCUCUGCUGUCGCACCUGAGGCCAAACGCUCUUUAGCACAAGCCUAAAUUCAUGAUGAAUUAUUAAAUAAUUCAAACAAUAAUGAUUUACAAAAACAAAAAACAAAAAAAAGAAAAAAAACACCAAGAUGAUCUGAGUACACAGUGGUCUCCAAGCAAAGGAAUGCUUUAAGAAAACUGAAAGUUACAAAAUGAUGGAUUACCGAAAAGACUGAAUGCACAGUGGAAUGUACCAUUGAGGAAAACUUCUGAUGCCUUAGUUAACUGAACAUUUUCUUGUAAAACUAUUGUUUGAACACUACAGUAGAUAACAGAAUACUGUUGAUUCCAUAGCCCAGAGGCAUAAAAUAUGUGAAAACGUCCACAUUGAAGCUAACAGUUGUCUGUGUUUGAUAUGUGAUUGGUAUCAGUGUUGAUUUAAUUAUUUUUAAAUGAAUUUUCAUACCCCCCCCCCUUUUUAAGUGUUGGUUGUUUUCAAUAGAUAUGCAGAAUGGUCAGCCAGCUUUUUAAUGGUUUAAGAGCAAGUUAGAUGUGAUCAUGAACUGUGUUUGGAAUGGCAUACCAGCAUACUGUGUAAAAAGCAGUAUAUUGUCAGUAUGAUGCCUAAUGUUUUUAAAAAUUUAUGCAAUAUGGAAUGGACAGUUGCAGAACUUGACACAUUGUGUUUACUUCAAGCUCAUUUAUUUUUCACAUAUGCAUACUAGAAGACUGCUAUACUAAUACAAGAAAUAUGUUGUCUACUAGAGGUAUGCUAGUAUGCUUAUGCUAUUCUGAACACAGCCAUCGAUUCUUAAAGGUGCAUAUGGUGAGAUUUUGACAAAAAUUAACUAAGCCCUGUAAAACCAUGCAAACAUAGCCAGGGAAAGAUCUCAUUUUCAUGUCUACAUCACCUUUAGUUGGAACAAACAGUGUUAAGAAGUUAAUUCUGUGGCUUCAUACAAAGAGGAAAUUGUGCCAACUGUUGGGGGUGUAUAUACAGUUGCCAAAAUCAUUGGAUGCUUUUCUCUGCCCUAGUACACACAGCCUGCCAAUUUAGUUUUGUGUGAUUCACAAAAUGUGUACUGUAGAUGUGCUCAGCAGUGACUGGUAAUAAAUUGCAUAAUGGCACAGGGAUCGUGGGUAUUAUCUGGGGUGGAUUAUAGUAAUUGUGCUUCUAAGAAUCAGUGUUGUACAGAGACUUGUGGAAUGAGUAUUGCUGUUCUUGUACAGGAUCAUCAAUGCAUCUGUCACUUUAUGGAGAUGUAGUAUGUGCUUUACUGCUUAAACUGUACAAAUAUAUACGCACUGAGCUUCAUAAGUCUGAAACCACACUAACAAUCUGGGACUGAAUUUAUGAUUUGUGAAAUUCAUCUUAAUUUUACUUUACUAUGGUAAUAUAAUAUGAAAAAAAUAAAUAAAAUAAAAUUAUAAAAUAGAAGACUUUGCAUGUGUGGUCUCAUCCUUUUGGACCUCACUGGAUGCAAAUAUAUACGCUACAGUUGAAAAGUUGGGGGUUGGUAAUCAUUUUUAUUAAUACUUUUAUUUAGCAAGAACACCUUAAAUAGAUCAAAUGUGACAAAUGUGAGGUUUUGAUAUAUUUGCGGUAGGAAAUUUACAAAAUAUCUUCAUGGAACAUGAUCUUUAAUUAAUAUCCUAAUGAUUUUUGGCAUAAAAGAAAAAUCAAUCAUUUUAAAAAUCAAUAAAUAAAAUUCAAUAAUAACUACAAAUAUACCAGUGCGACUCAAGGCUGGUUUUGUGGUCUGGGGUCACAAAUGUGAUAGUAAAAGACUUUUAUAAAGUCAAAUAAAUGCUAAUCUAAAUAUAAGAAA